Messenger RNA from Cuculus canorus (common cuckoo), 4723 nucleotides. RefSeq names its product ring finger and SPRY domain containing 1 (gene RSPRY1). Gene Ontology annotation, cellular component: cytoplasm. The transcript has 16 exons. The record is from RefSeq and is a predicted model, not a curated record. NCBI's taxonomy places the organism in Eukaryota, Metazoa, Chordata, Aves, Cuculiformes, Cuculidae. Bases 434 to 2161 code for a protein of 575 amino acids. Gene Ontology annotation, molecular function: protein binding; ubiquitin-protein transferase activity.
UGCGUGGCCUCCAUCUUUCUGCCGUGAGCGGCACAAAGGAGCGGCGCCGGGCCGGGGUGCGCCGGGCGGGGCUGCGGCGGCCCCGCUGGGCUCCCGCAGGAGCUCGGGGACCCAUCAGCAUAGUUCCUAAAAGUGAAAGCAGUCACCCGUAUAACUCACGGCCCGCGAUAAAGGCGUAUAAUGUGCUGCUUUUCCAGAUACUGUGCCCUGAAGAAGUUCAGUCCACUUCUGUUACAGCAGUUUGUGAGCAAGCCCAGCUGUUCCUGAACCAAACUACUUAAGGACCUCCUUCUGGAUGACCAAUGUGUAUUAUAACCGAUUAUAUCAGAAACUAAGUCUCCAACUUCCCAUUCAUUCCAGCUGGUAGCAACACUUAUAAUGCAAAAAAAUCACAAUUCAGGAUCACACAAACAUUGCUUUUAAAACUUCCUAGAUGAUUGUAGUUGCUUUGGUUGUGUUCUAUGCUAGCAGAAGCCUUUUUCAAGGUUUACUGUUGACUCUAGAGCACCACAUUCCCCGCGUACUGGGAGCCUCGGGGGCUAGCAAUAUGGGAAACUCGUGUGUUUGCCGCGAUGACAGUGGAGCAGAAGACAACGUGGAGUCUCAAAGUCGGCAAACAGAGAACAGUAGAGUACACGUACCUGAAGCACGAAGUCACACAAGGGACCCUGUCCGUCCACCCAGAAGGGGUCGAGGGCCUCAUGAACCAAGAAGGAAAAAACAGAAUGUGGAUGGGCUGGUACUUGACACACUGGCUGUAAUUCGGACGUUAGUAGAUAAUGACCAGGAGCCUCCCUAUUCAAUGAUCACGUUGCAUGAAAUGGCAGAAACAGAUGAAGGCUGGUUGGAAGUUGUCCAGUCUUUAAUUAGAGUUAUUCCAUUAGAAGAUCCCCUGGGACCAGCUGUUAUAACGCUACUACUCGAUGAAUGUCCGCUGCCAACAAAAGAUGCAUUACAAAAGUUAACUGAAAUAUUAAACUUAAGUGGAGCUGCUGCUUGCCGGGAUGCUUGUCACCCUGCCAAACACCGAAAUACAACUGCAGUACUGGGCUGCUUAGCAGAGAAGUUAGCAGGUCCUGCGAGCAUAAGCUUACUCAGUCCAGGCAUCUUGGAAUAUUUACUUCACAGCUUGAACUUCCAGUCCCAUCCGACAGUGAUGCUUUUUGCACUAAUAGCACUGGAGAAGUUUGCACAAACAAGUGAAAAUAAAAUGACAGUUUCCGAAUCGUGCAUUAGCGACCAACUGCUCUUGCUAGAGAAAUGGACAAAUAAUCCAGACUAUUUAAAACGCCAAGUUGGAUUCUGUGCCCAGUGGAGUUUAGACAAUCUGUUUUUGAAAGAAGGAAGACAGUUUACAUAUGAGAAGGUUGAUUUGACCAACAUUAGGGCUAUGCUGAACAGUAACGAUGUCAGUGAAUACCUGAAAAUCUCGCCACAUGGAUUAGAGGCUCGAUGUGAUGCCUCCUCCUUUGAAAGUGUUCGGUGUACGUUCUGUGUAGAUUCUGGAGUUUGGUACUAUGAAGUUACGGUCAUUACUUCGGGAGUGAUGCAGAUAGGAUGGGCUACCAAAGACAGCAAGUUUCUCAAUCAUGAAGGUUAUGGCAUCGGGGAUGAUGAAUACUCCUGUGCGUAUGAUGGCUGCCGGCAGCUUAUUUGGUAUAAUGCCAGAAGUAAACCACAUUCCCAUCCCUGUUGGAAGGAAGGUGACACAAUAGGAUUUCUACUAGACUUGCAAGAAAAGCAAAUGAUCUUCUAUUUAAAUGGAAACCAGCUUCCUGCUGAGAAGCAAGUAUUUUCUUCUGCUGUAUCCGGCUUUUUUGCUGCAGCUAGUUUCAUGUCGUAUCAACAGUGCGAGUUCAACUUUGGGGCAAAACCUUUCAAGUACCCACCUUCAAUGAAGUUUAGUACCUUUAAUGAUUAUGCCUUUCUGACAGCAGAAGAGAAAAUAAUUUUGCCCAGACACAGGCGCCUGGCUUUGUUGAAGCAAGUGAGUAUCCGAGAGAACUGCUGCACGCUUUGCUGCGAUGAGGUAGCAGACACAGAACUCAGGCCGUGUGGACACAGCGACCUGUGCAUGGAGUGUGCCUUGCAACUGGAGACCUGCCCUUUGUGUCGACAGGAAAUACAAACCCGAGUCAGACAGAUCUCUCACAUCUCAUGACACAGGUGGAGAAAUACCAUAGACUUGUUUUUAAUGAACUCCAACCAAUACUGAAAGGGGAAAGCAUCUCUAACCAAUCUUUACGCACAUAGAACCAUGGCCAGAUUUCAUGCUAAACUGUAAUCUGUUUAUCUUAAAAAUGAAAUCUUUAAUAAGCUAUUUCAAGUUGCCAGCAACGGGAACCAGUUUCAACAGUAAGACAAGACGGUAGGUCAGCAAGCCAUGGCUGUUGGUUUCUCCAAGCAAGACCAUAGGAGUACCUCUCUUCUUCCCCUUUUCUUCUCACCUGUUGCAAGUGCUGAAACAAUUUGCACUGGAAGUACAUGUACAAUGCAUUUUAGAAAGAAGAGAAAAGAAGUAUCUCCUGAAACAGGGCUGUUCUGUCUUGUGCUCAGAAGUCUCUGUUUUUGGCAGAAGUCAGUACUAGAGAGAAUGCCAGUGUUUUCCUGUUUAAUGUAGCCUCCUGCUGGUCAGAGACUGUUUUCCGACAGUGGAUAUUAAACUGCUCAAAGACUUCCUCUGUACACAGACUGAUUUGAAAAGACAGUGUGGAGACUGUAGAGAAACUCACAGGUUUUAAUAACUUGGUGAAUCCAAAGAAUGUUCUAAUUUGUUUUUAAAUGUUAAAAGAUCAGUGGUAUUUUCAGGUACAUAAUGUUUCUGAUGCUUUUAACUUCAGUACCCACAUUUUUUUGUGAGGAUAUAAUUUUCAGGAGGUAUUCUUAACUAAUUAUAACGCUGGACUGGAAUUAAUUUGAUAUUCUGGGUAUUUUUUAAGGUAUCAUCAAACAUCUUUUUUUAAUCAGUGUUUUUGAAAGUUAUGUUCACUUUGGAAAUAUUGAUCUUUCUUAAAAUAUUUGAGGAGAAUUUGGGGCCAGUUUAUUUAAAGAAAAAGUGCUAUUUGGAUAGCAAGUUCAGUCUUACUCUGUAACUCUUGAAAAAUGCACCUUGCUUGCCAUGCGUUGCUCCUGCUCUGAGCAGGUUUGGGGCCACGCUUCAUAUUUUUGGUAGGGAUCAUAAAGUGGAGCAGAGAUUCCCACUUUAAUAACACAGUUGUGAUGUUUGUAUGUUAAGAAUGCAUUUCAGCUGGCAGCUUUUGACUGUUUGCUAGGUUUCUAGGAGGAGUCAGGGUUCACAGCUGGUGUCAGUGAAGUAGCACAAAAAUCUGUGGAGAUAUGCUUAUUUUGCACCAGCUGAGCAUAUGACGUUCUCUUCCAAGACUUGUACAGGUACAGGUUGGUGUUUUUUUAAAUUAUCUGGCUGCAUAGUAGAACUUUAUUAAUUCACACUCAACUUACACCAAAACUGUCCCACUUCUUGGCAGUGGUUCAACAGCAGGGGCUGUUGUAGCGAGUUCUCAUGCUGCGAUGUAUGUUAUUUUUUUAAAUUGUUUAUUAUCUCUAUUGUGCUAUUGAGUACAAAGCAGAGCUGAGGCUGCUUCCACCUGCUGAGCGCUCUUGCUUCCUACUGACCUGAACAGGAGCUGAGAGCUCUGCACACAGGUCCCAGAGUCAAGCUCUCUAGCAAUUCCUUUCACCUUCUGCCUUUGCAAACUCAAGGGUGCUGAAUUUCAUCCAGAGAUUAAAAAAGUGUCUUCACAGAACCUCUGGAAUACAAUGUGUGAAUUAGGAAAGUUCCUUCCAUCAUUUUCUUGGUGACUGUUUUCCACAUACAGACUGAAUCAGAAACAGAGUGCUGGUUGUUAGUCUCUUUGCUAAAAUGUGAAUUCUCUUCCACCGUGGAUGCCUGUUUUGAUUCAAGUCAGACUGGCAAAUCUGUGCCACGGGGACCUCGCUUCCUCCCUAGCUGUACUGUACAAUAUCUCACUGUAACCCACGUUGCGAGUCAGGGCUGAGUCCUUCCUGCUUGGUGCUGGAUGAGUAAACACCGUCACUGCCACAAGGAUGUUCGCAUUUCAGAAUCACUUGACAUUUUAAAUGCUUCCAAAUGCAAUGAAAGGUCCUUAUUCCUAAGGUCCAGAGAUGCUUUAGGGAAGAGGUGGGACAGAACCGUUUGAAACUCUGCCUUAAUAGAUUCUAGUCUCUUCAGGGCUUUGGCUUCCCUGGCCAGGAUUCACUGAGGUAAAAUUUUCAGAAGUGCCUAGAACUCCUGAUUCGUAUCAGCUGCUUGACGAGAGCAAGUGCUCGAGGCCCAGGCCCACAGAGGCUUCUGCCUGUCUGCUGUCCCUUGCAAAGGGGCUUGAGCCGCCAUUAUUCCGUGGGCGCAGGGACGCGCAAGUGCUUGUUCCUUGUGGAAAAGAUGUCAGUGCUUUGGAAAAUUUUGCCCCAAACCAACUUCUGCGCAGGUGGUGCUGGGCAAGGGAAGCCAGCGGCGGAGGGAGGCGAGCUGCAGAGACCUGUCCUGUUCAUUUCACAAAGGGAACGACUGUACACUUCCACUGGCUUUCUGCUGAAAUCCGCCGGGGGGCGCUGUGGCAUUCGCUCCUCCCGCUCCGUGCAGGGCCCCCUCCCUCCCUGCACGCCCUGCCGGGCCGGGGAGGGGGGAGGCGGGGGGGGAAAAAAGAAUUGUUCUGAAGUUGUCAGUUCAACAAUAAAAAACGUC